AUGGGCAAUUUGGCCAGAAAACGAAAUAGACUGACGUUGGUUUGCACCUUUUGCAAACGUCGCAAAAUCCGGUGCGACAAGAAGCAGCCGUGCUCGUCUUGCGUUACUCAUGGUAACUCCGAUUGUUCGUAUCAAACUCCGACUAUAAAAGACGAUAAAGAUAUCGAUACCUCUGACAACUAUAAGAGGUCGCUGCUCCGUGAAUUAUCGACCGUUGAAGGCAAUGGCCAUCAUCAUCUGAUUCCGCAUGAGCCUCCCCAGUUGUCACCAAAGGACCCUUCGGACCCAAUGGAGGCGGAGUUAGUGGCACUUCGAAGUAAGGUUGAACGGUUGGAGAAGUAUUUGCUGGAAAAAGAGUCUUCGAAAACCAACGUCCCCUUGUGGCAAUACCAACUACAAGAUUUCAGCGAAAAGACGUGGGGAGUUGUGCCAUAUGACCAUGACACCGACAAUAUCUCGUUUCUGGAAAACUUUGGCUUGCUUGACCAGAUUGGUACCACCUCUGCUAGAUACUUCGGCCCACUCAGUUGGUUGGCCAUGUUGAAAAGUGAUCCUGCCCUAGCGCCGGUAAUUCAGCUCAAGAAAGACGAGGUUCUCACCAAGCAUGGCGAUCCAACAAACAGACCUGCGGGCACCGCUUUCAAAACCUCCUCCCAGGAUCCCAUUGUCAAUGAGGAUUUGGAGUUCAAGCCUUUCAAACAGCAGUCCAGAGAUCUGCGUUUGCAGAUCAGUCAGUUGGACGCAUUCAACAAGAAUGCCCGUCUCUUAGGCUUUCCUGUGUGUCCAGUAGAUAUACUGUUAGAAAAUGACUUGACACAAAAGAUACGUCUUUUGAUUCCUCGACGGCAGGCCAUGUGGAGAUACCUUGAAAUUUACUUCAAUCAAGUGUAUCCAGUAUUCCCUUUCAUCGACCAGGAUUUCUUCGAAGAUACUGUUCACAGGUUGAUUCAUCAUGCAGAUGACCACUCGCCUGCCCAAUUGAAGAUUACAAAGCAAAUGGACUUGAUAUAUCUCGGUCAGAUCCUCAUAGUGCUACGUUUGGGGUAUCUCAAUAUGUUCCCUUGUAUUUCAAGAAAGCACGAAUAUUCCCUGCCGGAGAGGGAGUACUUAUUGGAUAAUCCUAUGGUUAUUGAGUCACUUGAGGUGGCCAACUUGUGUCUUCAGCUGUCAAACUACUUCCGUACAUGCAAUUUGGCUGUGCUUCAACUAGUUUUGUACAUACGGGUCUACUUCAUGUUCGCUCCAGAAUAUGGAGAAUCGCCUGAGGAUCCAAGUAACCAGAGCAUUACUGCACAACUUAUUCGAAUGGCUUUGAGCCUUGGUGUACAUCGAGAGCCACAUUUGGAAAGCACAAUAGAAGAGAAGAAAAUGAAUAACUUAAGGAGGAAGCUCUGGUACAGCCUUAUCAAUCUUGAAUUUGUUGGAAGCACAGCUAACGGAUUUCCGACUUCCAUCCAGUUCAACCAAUACGAUGUUGAUAUGCCUCACUUUGUGUUAGGUGGAGAAAACGUCAAAAGUUUUGCCCUAGAAAAAUCACUACGAUCAAACUUUCUACUGAUGGGCCAGUCUUAUGAUACUAUACUUCCGGUUUUGGAACAUGUUACCUCAAUUCGUAGUCCAGUGUUGUUGAAGGACCUAUGUGCGGAUAUUCAAAAUUGGGAGAACAAGUACUUCAAGACCUUGAAGCUCACUAUUCACGAAAUUGAUGGCCCGUUGUCUGUGGAAACCGUCUUCGAAUCUACACGGUUCUUGAAUUCGGCGGUAAGUGCUACUGGUAUUAUCUUCCAGUUGUAUCUAUACUAUGAGAAGCAAGGAAAUAUCGACUUGUCGUAUUUUUACUAUAAGAAAUUGAUGGGUGCCGUUGCAAGAAACGUUGUCAUUAUUGCAAAGCGUUUUAUUAAAUAUAGCAGUGUGUGGUUCGCUGAAACUUCCCAUCUCACUUUCGUUCCUGUUUUGGAAGCUGCCUUACAUCGAUGCAUGAUCCUAUUGCUGUCAGCUCUCAUGAGGACCAGGUAUUCUGUGUUGCAGUGUGAAAAACUGUCUCUGCAUCGUUACAAUCUCGAUAACGAUGUGCAAUAUGCUUCACGCUAUUCCUUGAUGGUCGACAUAUAUUUUAAAUUGACCAAAUUCGUUGGCAUCAUCGAGGAAUGUAACCGCAGACUCAGCAAAAGAUACUGCUACAGUUGGAAAUGCGUUUUUGUUCAAGAAAGUCUUCGGGCGUUGCGAAAUGGGGAAGACUUUUUCUUGAAGUAUCGUCGGGGUAAGGAGGUAUACUUGUUGUUGACCCUUGACAUGUUAGCUGACUACGAUUCAUUUGUCUCGGAAAUACUACAAGAGGUCGAGGCAAGUAUUCAAUCAAAAUGGGACCCUCAAGCAAAUGGAGAAGAUUUGGAGCAAGCAGCAUCGACGCCAGGUAGCUCCCUAAGUUCAGGCAUAGAUGGUGUUCUGGACUUCGCCAAUGUAUUCUGGCUGCUGAUGCACCAGAUGAAGGGAUUUCCAGAUGAUUCUAUUGCGGAUCCCACAGUUAAUGGCAUAUUUGAUGUUGAAUGGCUUGACGUGCUAUAA
Sungouiella intermedia is the source of this 2565-nucleotide messenger RNA. The record is from the annotation of a GenBank genome assembly. Lineage: Eukaryota; Fungi; Ascomycota; Pichiomycetes; Serinales; Metschnikowiaceae.